Molecule: messenger RNA, 2270 nt
Organism: Gasterosteus aculeatus aculeatus (three-spined stickleback)
Lineage: Eukaryota; Metazoa; Chordata; Actinopteri; Perciformes; Gasterosteidae
Source: RefSeq, a predicted model, not a curated record
UAUUUGUUUAUUUACGUUCUUGUCGAUAGAAAUAUAUAUUUAAUGUGGGCGUGACUACUUCGUUUCUGACUAAAACGAAAUACUACAUAUUGGAUUGUGAAAUGAUUUAACCACUCGACAUUCCAUUGACAAGAUCAACCGCCAAACUCACAGAGUCCCUCUACAAUAGAGACUAUGGGCCGGCUGGAUGAUGCCGCCAAACUCAAAGUGGUGGAACUGCGGAGGACUGGUCUGAGUUUCCGUAAGAUCCAAGCUGUGCUGGAGCUGGAGAACAUCAAGGUGUCCGCCCAGGCCAUCUAUAUGUUCCUGAAGGACUUUCAAGGGCGGCCGCCUGGGAGGGUCAGACCCAUGGAUGCCGGAAACCGCACAUCUCCCGCACAAGUGCAGCCUCAAUCCGGGGCAAUGCAAGAGAGCUGGAAUAAUAUUCAAAUCCAAAAUUUUCUGCGAGAAGCAUCACACCAUUCUGGAUUUGGAGCAGCUGCCCAUUUUUCCAAACAUGCGUCCACAAAUCCAGAUACUGGAGUAAAGCCAUCUACGUCUGGCGAGACUUGUGGAGGCAGCCGGCCAGAACAGCACCAAACCGAAGAUAAGGAAGAAAAUGACAUCCAGAUUGUAAGUGUCACCUCCCUUGCACAGAGCAGCCAACCAAGAGUUGCCCCCACAUUAACGACAGCAGAGGCCAGUCCCUUGUCUACCACGCUUACAGUCUCUGGAGUCAUGAGGAGGAGAGCUACACCCUCUCCAGCCACCAAUUCCAUGCUGGCAGCCCGAAAGAGGCUUUUGGAUAAGGCUCUGUCACACAGGAUGAAGUCACUCCACCAGUUCGCGCCAAUGCUAAGAAGAGAUCACACUCGGGUCCAAGCUGCUAAUUUGAGAGGUGCAAUGCCCCAACCACCUGAAACUUACGAUCUGACCACUGAAAAGAAUGCUGUUGAAGGUCAAUCUGGUGGAGUCAACCCCCCCAGGCGUUUGCUUAAACGCAGACAAUGUCUGUCCGGCAGCUCUCUCCACUCAAUUCCUCAGGUUGGCGUUCGUCUUCCUAACCGGUCACCAGCAGCUUUACCAUUCUCGGCCCCUGGGGUUGCUGUUAUCCGCUUACAGACCCCUGGAGGCCAGGGCGCCACUCGUAGUGAUGGGAACCCGAGCCCCCAGCAGGCAGUCCAGGACUGUAGAGGUGGUCUACAGGAUCAAAUUCAGACCCUGGGAUCUGAGGUGCGGAGCUUGGGUCUGGCAGUGAGGAUGCUGGUGGAGCAGCAGGGCUGCCUGGAGAGGGAGCAGGCGCAGCAAACACACAUUCAGAAGCAGAUCCUCAGCACUCUACAGACCCUCGCCACCAAUUUAGGACGUUGUAGCGUUGUUCAACAGCAGCACAACAAAACUCCAUCGCCAUCUGGAUUGCCGACAGCUACAGCAUCUACCUCUUUCAACCAGGACACUUUCAACUUUAGUCAAGGCACAUACACCCAGUGCAGCCAAACUGAGCCAGGCUUCCGCUCCUUGGAGAGUUUAGAAAAUGUAGAGGCCUUUAAAGUGCCAGGACUCAGCCCUUCAAAUAUGAAUGGGUUUCCAACGGGUAGCAAUGCUGAGAACCUCCCACUUAUGCCGACUCCCCCCCGCACACAACCAUAUGCAGCUGCUUACCCACAGCAAAACAGCCAAACACUGAUGCAACCCUACACACAAUCCUAUGUUUCUGCAUACAGCCAGCCUCAUUGUCAGACUUUCAGGGGAUCAGAGAGUAAAACUACUAAUUUCCCAAGCAGCUGUUCUAGCACCCUCCAGGACUGUGUGUCUAUCCAGCCAGUGAUGGACUCUCACCACUCUCUGCGGAAUCAAGAGAUCAAUAUUGUCAAAGUGGAAGGAAAGUAGAGGCUGUCAGAUACCACGGAGUGUUCUGUGACCAUUAAGGCUCAGAUAUGAUUUUUUUAGAGCCACUUUGGAAUAUUACAUAUUGGGAUGUGAUAAUUAUUUAAUCAAUCGACACUCUUGACAAGGUGAGCUCUUCAAACCUUCAUGAAGCUGUGCUAGCUGUUAUCUAGCUCGGCUAACGUUAACAUCUGUUCGGUACAGAUUAAUUUACAAUACAGACUCUUAUAAUUUUAUCUAUCCACGAAGUAGAGCAAAUUGUUACAUGUAGGAAUUUAAACGUUUUUUCACAAUUAUUGUUUAUUUUUUAUCUAUUUUUUUAUCCCCAGGCAUUACAAAAUGUCACGUCUGACUUGUAUUCUUUUAUCUGAGACAUUUCCAUUAAAAUAUGUAAGUGUGUGACA